Messenger RNA from Chionomys nivalis (European snow vole), 3130 nucleotides. It is a transcript of the gene Slc13a3, whose product is annotated as solute carrier family 13 member 3. Gene Ontology annotation, molecular function: sodium:dicarboxylate symporter activity; citrate transmembrane transporter activity; succinate transmembrane transporter activity. NCBI's taxonomy places the organism in Eukaryota, Metazoa, Chordata, Mammalia, Rodentia, Cricetidae. The record is from RefSeq and is a predicted model, not a curated record. Gene Ontology annotation, cellular component: membrane. Bases 14 to 1813 code for a protein of 599 amino acids. The transcript is spliced from 13 exons. Gene Ontology annotation, biological process: citrate transport; monoatomic anion transmembrane transport.
GGCGAUCGCGCGGAUGGCGGCGCUGGCGGCGCUGGCCAAGAAGGUGUGGAGCGCACGGCGCCUGCUGGUGCUGCUGCUGGUGCCGCUGGCUCUGCUGCCCGUGCUCUUCGCCCUGCCGCCCAAGGAAGGCCGCUGUCUGUAUAUCAUCCUACUGAUGGCGGUGUACUGGUGCACGGAGGCCCUGCCCCUGUCGGUGACGGCUCUUCUACCCAUCAUCCUCUUCCCCUUCAUGGGCAUUCUACCCUCCAGCAAGGUCUGCCCCCAGUACUUCCUCGACACCAACUUCCUCUUCCUUAGCGGCCUGAUCAUGGCCAGCGCCAUCGAGGAAUGGAACUUGCACCGGAGAAUCGCCCUCAAGAUCCUCAUGCUGGUUGGGGUCCAGCCUGCCAGGCUCAUUCUGGGGAUGAUGGUGACCACUUCAUUCCUAUCCAUGUGGCUGAGCAACACAGCCUCCACUGCCAUGAUGCUGCCCAUCGCCAAUGCCAUCCUCAAAAGCCUCUUCGGCCACCGCGAAGCUCGGAAGGACCUUCAUCGAGAUGAUGAGAGCACAGCUGCUGUGAGGGGAAACGGACUUCGAACAGUGCCCACGGAGAUGCAGUUUCUCGCCAGCUCAGAAGGAGGCCACCCUGUGGAGGCAGAGACCCCACCGGAACUGCCUGAUGACUCCAAGGAGGAGGAAUACCGCAGAAACAUCUGGAAGGGUUUCCUCAUCUCCAUCCCCUACUCAGCCAGUAUCGGGGGCACUGCCACGCUCACAGGCACUGCCCCCAACCUCAUCCUGCUUGGCCAGCUCAAGAGUUUCUUUCCACAGUGCGAUGUGGUGAACUUCGGCUCCUGGUUCAUCUUCGCCUUCCCUCUCAUGCUGCUGUUCCUUCUGGUUGGCUGGAUCUGGAUCUCCUUCCUGUACGGUGGAAUGAGCUGGAGGAGCUGGAGGAAGAAGAAGUCUGAGAUCAGAGCCGAGGCCGAGGACAAAGCUCGAGCUGUGAUCCGAGAAGAGUUCCAGAACCUGGGGCCCAUCAAGUUUGCUGAACAGGCCGUCUUCGUCUUGUUCUGUGCAUUUGCCAUCCUCCUCUUCUCCCGGGACCCGAAGUUCAUCCCUGGCUGGGCCAGCUUCUUCAACCCUGGGUUUGUUUCGGAUGCUGUCACUGGUGUGGCCAUUGUUAUCAUCCUGUUUUUCUUCCCAUCCCAAAAGCCGUCACUCAGGUGGUGGUUUGACUUCAAAGCUCCCAACUCGGAGACUGUGCCUCUGCUGAGCUGGAAGAAAGCCCAGGAGACAGUGCCCUGGAAUAUCAUCCUUCUCCUGGGAGGUGGUUUCGCCAUGGCCAAAGGCUGUGAGGAGUCAGGGCUGUCAGCGUGGAUCGGUGGGCAGCUGCAUCCCCUGGAACACGUGCCCCCAGUGCUGGCCGUUCUGCUCAUCACUGCGGUCAUCGCCUUCUUCACAGAGUUUGCCAGCAACACGGCCACCAUCAUCAUCUUCCUGCCCGUCCUAGCAGAGCUGGCCAUCCGACUGCAUGUGCACCCCUUGUACCUGAUGAUCCCAGGCACAGUUGGCUGCUCCUAUGCCUUCAUGCUGCCAGUCUCGACGCCUCCCAAUUCCAUUGCCUUCGCCAGUGGACACUUGCUGGUUAAAGACAUGGUUCGGACUGGCCUCCUGAUGAACCUCAUGGGUGUCCUGCUGCUCAGCCUGGCCAUGAACACCUGGGCACAGACCAUCUUCCAGCUGGGUACCUUUCCAGACUGGGCGAACACCCACUCUACCAACGUCACCGCCCUGCCACCCACCUUGACCAACAGCACAGUUCAAAUCCUUUGAGCUCUGCUGAGGACUUCCCUUUGUGCUGGGCCUUCCCCAAGGGCUGUUGCUGUCACUUGCUGCUAGGACCCUACAAGCUGAUCGAGCAAUUCUUUUCUGUAAUCUAACUGGAGGCCGCAAGCAAGGAUGCAUGCCCUCCAGUGGUCCACUCGGGCCUCAAGCUCACUGUCUGCGGCACUUCCUCUCUCUUUCUCAUGCAUCUCAACACCAGCUGUCACCUGGAUCUGCUGCCCGAGGAACAGGCUUUUCUCACGAAGCUGGUCUGUGGUCAGGGUGCAGGCAAGUCCACUUCAGCCACGAGGGACAAACCUGAAAUGGCUUUUGUCUUGCACACCUGGGGUCGGGAGCUAUCCCUGCCUAUGGCUGCCACUGGCUUUAGGUCUCUGAAGACAUCACCACUCUGCUGGGGGAGGCACUGUGGCUACAAAGUUCUAGGCCAGAUGUUACAGCUGUUUACUGCAGACUGGUUUCUGCCCUUUUCUGUUUAGCCAUCUCCCCCUGUAGACAACCAGCAGUUGGAGGCUGUCUUCCAUUCCCUGAGGCGGAGGGAGGACACAGGCCUCCGGGAGUCUCUUUGCUGCCUCUCCAGUCCCCCAAGCAACAUCACGGGGGUUUGAGAAACCCUAGCUCAAGUGUCUACCCAAGAUGCUUAGGGUUCUCUUUUCUCAUCUGAUUCCCUUAGGCCAAAGCUCUAGGUCAAGCCCUGCCAGGCCCUCAUUAUCAGUCUAGGACCCUCCCAUCUGUGGUCCUUGGGCUGUGUGGCUGCAGGCUGCCAGCUGUUUCUUACCCUCACAGCUGGGUUUGGCUUCUCAACUCCCACCCCACAAUGGUCAAUAUGUCUAAAUUGCAAAGGUUACAGUCUUUAGGGGGUGAGAGAAAAAUCUGAAGAUCAGUCAAGGCCUUGAAGAAAACCAUGGCAUGUCUGCAGAUGGAGACCCUAAGAUAGCCUGCCAGCAGAGGCUGGAGCCAGGAAGCAGGCAGUUGAUGUUCUUACUCCCAGAUCAAGCUUCGGGCAUCCUGUGAACAGCGCAGGGUGGGGACAGCCGAGGGUAGAGCCUUCACUAUCUUCCAAGGGUGGGCAUCCCAGGGAUGGACACUUUCUGAUAAGGUACAGAUGAGUCAGAGUGCUCUCCCAGAGCUGAGGGGCUCUGAGCCGAGGUGAUACUAUUAGACUGAAUCAGCUCCAUCCCUCCGGGGAUGGAUGAUGGUGUCCCUCAGGGGAUAGGGACAGACCACACACCAAGAAGCCCACAGCCUUGUGACUACAAGAUUCACAAUUUCUGAUACUGCUGAUCAAAAAUGCGCUCAAAUAAAGAA